Messenger RNA from Dendronephthya gigantea, 1036 nucleotides. RefSeq names its product elongation of very long chain fatty acids protein 4-like. Bases 141 to 956 code for a protein of 271 amino acids. Gene Ontology annotation, biological process: fatty acid elongation, polyunsaturated fatty acid; very long-chain fatty acid biosynthetic process; fatty acid elongation, monounsaturated fatty acid. The transcript has 8 exons. Gene Ontology annotation, molecular function: fatty acid elongase activity. Gene Ontology annotation, cellular component: endoplasmic reticulum membrane. NCBI's taxonomy places the organism in Eukaryota, Metazoa, Cnidaria, Anthozoa, Malacalcyonacea, Nephtheidae. The record is from RefSeq and is a predicted model, not a curated record.
UCUAGAGCUUAUAUCCGGCACGACUCUUUCAAAGAGCUUGAGUCAGAGAGGCGUUUUUACGUGUAUAUAUAUACUUCUAGCACAAAUUCAGAAUUAUUUUGGAGCACGGAUACAUUUCUCGAAUUCGGCGGCAAGACGAAAUGGGAUUCAGGCUUCUGACAAAGACAGUUUUUGACUUCUACGACAGGGCAAUCAACGAUGGAGAUCAAAGAACUUCCAAGUGGUUUUUAAUGUCAACACCAUGGACAGUUCUUUCAUUGCUAUUUUUCUAUAUUCUCCUCGUCAUUGUUGGUCAGCGAAUAAUGAGAAAAAGAGAUUCAUUUGAUAUCAAGAAUAUUCUUAUAAUAUACAACAGUCUGUUAGUUAUUUUAUCACUUUACAUGUUGCGCGAGUUUAUAUUCUCAGUUACCAGUACUCCAGACUUUAACUACUUUUGUCAAGGGGUCGAACAGGGUGAAAACACUAAUUUAUUGCGGCAUGCAAAUGCCAACUGGUUGUUUCUUAUAUCUAAAAUAGUCGAAUUUCUUGAUACAGUGUUUCUUAUCGUCAGUAAAAAACCCGUGAGCUUUCUUCAUAUCUACCAUCAUAACAGUGUUUGUCUUUUGUGGUGGAUCAUUGUUAAAUGGCACCCAGGUGGAACUACAUAUUUCGGUGCUGUUCUAAAUUGUUUCGUGCAUGCAGUGAUGUAUUUUUAUUACCUGCUAUCUGCAUUGGGUCCUCGAUUCAAGAAGUACUUAUGGUGGAAAAGGUAUCUCACAUCACUCCAGCUGCUCCAAUUUUCAAUGGUGUUUGUCUAUGUCACAAAUGCGAUGACCGUGAAAGAUUGUGAUUAUCCACACUGGUUGCUAUGGAUCUUCGUUGGUUAUGACAUCAGCCUGAUAAUUCUAUUUGGCAAUUUUUACUUUCAAGAAUAUUUGAAAAAAAACAAAAAGAAAAUGGACAUGAAAUCAAACUAAAAUCUUCAACCAAUUCUUCAUAUCAUCAUCAGUUUCAAUUUUUUCUCAGUGCAUGUUUUCGUCUUUAAAAUAAAUCCAUU